Messenger RNA from Formica exsecta, 1225 nucleotides. RefSeq lists its product as uncharacterized. NCBI's taxonomy places the organism in Eukaryota, Metazoa, Arthropoda, Insecta, Hymenoptera, Formicidae. The record is from RefSeq and is a predicted model, not a curated record. The transcript is spliced from 5 exons. Bases 677 to 1225 code for a protein of 182 amino acids.
AACUUUCCAAGAUCUUUCGAUAUAUUUACUAUACCGAAAAAAAAGUUGCAGUAAAAAUAUUCUUCCGCAUAUCGUAAAACAAAGAAUCAAAUAAGUUAUAUAUAUCGAUCAUCAAUCAUCGCUUUAUUCUGUGUUCUAUUUAAUUUAAUACUAAUAAGUUUGUUGACAGAGCAAUCGUGCAAACGAGAUUUAAUAUCUUUAAUGUGAGUUCGAAUAGUUUCGAUAAAUAAUGUUUUGAUAAACGAAGUUUCAUCACACUAUCUAUCAUAGAGUGUUAUUCACGCUGAAAUUCGACAGUCCUCUCGCUUUAUGACUGGGUCUUUAAUGCGUUCUACUCACCAAACAGGUAGAUGUUUUUAUGAAUGCGACUGGCAUUGUCUGUGGAUGAUACCGCCGAAUAUGGACGGUAGCCGAAGAUGAUCGGGAGGGAUGAGACUGCUUAACAAAUAAGGACGUGACGUAGCAGCGACUUGACCUAUAAGGCAAACGGAUUUGCUGUUAAUAGUCAAUAUGCAUUAGACAAACAAUGAGCGGAUCUUUGGGCCGCACACGAUGCCAAUCGUCUCUUCUCUGCAAUGACGUUACAGAGAUUUUGAGAGCCGAUGUUAAGCAGCCAAUGAAAUAAUAACUAAGAAAAUUUUUGGAAAAAAUUUAACGGAGAAAAUUUAAAUUAACCAUGAUUCUCGACUCGGAAACAUCGAGUUCCGACACAAAAAUGAAGAAUAGUGAUCAUAACAUAAAAAAUUCCAAGACCAAGACAUUAUAUUUGGGCAUAAUGUGUUUUGCAACUAACUGUUUAAGCUUGAUCGCUUUUGAAGUUGGUUCAUACGGCUCAUUCCGUUCUGUUUCGAGACCCGCCGUCUUUAACAAUUUAUUACGCCGAAAUUACAAUUUGAGAAUUAAAAUAAUGAUGGUAGACAUGCUUGCGGCAUUUGUAUCAACAAUAAUGCUAACAAUUGGUGAUAUGUAUGGAAUCCCGUAUCUUUACUUGCCAUGGCUUAUCAAUACUAUCGAAGGAAUAGCUCUUUAUGAAGGACCAGCUCUUUUCGGAUUAGCGUACAAUGUGUUACCUAAUGCAAGCAUACCGGCAGGACUAUUUAUAUUUAUAACACUGCUUUUAUACGGAAAAUUGAAAGAUCAUCAAAAAGUCGUAAAAGAUGUAAAAAACAAUUUAUCGAUUAAAAAUCAUUGUAGCAAAAGCCCGUUUACAGAAGUGACUGGUUAA